Cladocopium goreaui is the source of this 1815-nucleotide messenger RNA. The record is from the annotation of a GenBank genome assembly. NCBI's taxonomy places the organism in Eukaryota, Dinophyceae, Suessiales, Symbiodiniaceae.
UCUUCUGGGUGCAACUGGACAGCUUAUGAAGAACGCGAGGUUCUGAGCAGGUGGUCUGCAAAUCUAGAGUCUCUGAUGUUGUCCCACCCGAGGUCAAGAAGAGAACGUGAAUCUGUUGAGGAGAGGCCUCAGAGAGCCCUGGAGUCCACAGAGGCUUCCCCUGCUUACACUGGGCCGAGAUGGCUUCAACAUGGCCGUGGCCUUUCAAGCGAGUUUGUACAGGGACUUGUCACAGGACACGAUGGACAGAAUGGCCCUCCGACCAGGAGCUGUGCUCUGAAUAUGCGAACGCCGGAAAAGGAGGUUUCCCACUUCGACUUUGAGGCCUACCUGGCCGACUUUGCAAUCACGCCUCCAAAAGGUGUCCCAGCCUACCGGCGGCGAGCUUCCAGUGGUGCUUACCAGGAGAUUGCAAGACAGGCCGAAUCUCUGCACUCGACGCGAAGCCUGAAGGAUUAUCAGGCAGACGUAGAUAGACAUGUCCACCCCGAGAGGACAGUUGCGAGAACGCUUGCGCUCCAAGCGCAGACGCAUUCUUGGAGGCAUGUUUCGGAAGUGCAGGCUGGCAAAGUCGGCAAAGCAGCUCAAUCCGAGGAGAAGCUGCAAGAAUUCUCCAUCAGAUCUCCAGGGUUCUGCGCUGCAGCUGCAUCUCAGUCUUGGGAGGACCUUCCCCUCCAGCUGCAGAACGCACUCGAGUUCUUGCGCAAAUUGCCCUACUACCCACAAACACUUCUAAGAAAUGCCAGGCCUUUCUUGCCGCCACCCACCAAGCCCACUUUGGUCUUAGACCUGGACGAAACCUUGGUGCACUGUUGUCGGGGUUUGACUCAGAUGGCAACUCUGCCAGACAUGAUAGUCGAGUUUGACGAUGGCAUCAGUACCGGCCGCGUGCAUUUCCGACCGUUCGUGCAAAUCUUCUUGGAGGUGGUGUCCAGAACCUUUGAAGUCGUGGUUUUCACAGCAUCGCAGCAAUCCUAUGCAGACCAGGUCAUUGAUGCUUUGGACCCAGCAAGGGCAUUGAUUUCCCACCGGCUUUAUCGGCAGCACUGUACGGAGUUCCGCGGUGCAUACUUCAAAGAGCUGGGCCUGUUGGGCAGACCAUUGAGCCAGUGUGUUCUCGUCGACAAUUCGCCAAUCUCUGUGGCAUGCAAUGCUCAGAAUGGCGUCUUGAUUCGAAGCUGGUACGGUGAUCUGCAGGAUCAGGAACUUCUGGCUCUUCUGGAGGUCUUGGAGGAUAUGCAGAAGUGUAGCGCUCAAGGUGGUUAUGACAGGUAUUUGUCACGGCGGUAUGGCCUUCAUGACUUCUUCCAGGCCCUCCUGGACCUGUCUGACGCAUGAAAAAAUGUUGGGACCAUCGCAUUCGGUACGACUUCGUUCAGACUCCUGAAAGUGAACAGGGAAAAGAUCAACCUUGACCUGCUGUUCGAUACAGAGUCCGUCUUGCAAAAGGCAGAGUAUCACUAUGACAACUGCACUGUCAGGUUGCACAUGGAACCCAGCAUGUUACUUGCACCUCCUUCAUGCGGCACCGUUUUUAUGGACUGUACGUACUCUGCCUUUGUCCUCAUCUUUGACAGAUUUGAAGGCUUUGCUCCAAGUUUUUUUGACUUAAAGCUUCCUAGAAGCUGCGGGGGUACCCCAAAGCGGCCACAGCUUUGGGAAGACCCUCCAGUUUGGGUUGAGCAAGGGUGUGCUCUGAGCUGUUUAACAGCUCGAAAUUCGCAACAGAACCCCGCGCAUGCAAACUGCUAUUGGAGGGCCAUUGCAGGAUUGUGGGCCAAUGAUAGAUCUGAUGGACGGGAAAAGGCAGAGCCA